Messenger RNA from Pestalotiopsis fici W106-1, 2115 nucleotides. RefSeq lists its product as uncharacterized. The record is from RefSeq and is a predicted model, not a curated record. Lineage: Eukaryota; Fungi; Ascomycota; Sordariomycetes; Amphisphaeriales; Sporocadaceae. Gene Ontology annotation, cellular component: nucleus. The transcript is spliced from 2 exons. Bases 1 to 2115 code for a protein of 704 amino acids. Gene Ontology annotation, biological process: DNA-templated transcription; regulation of transcription by RNA polymerase II. Gene Ontology annotation, molecular function: zinc ion binding; RNA polymerase II cis-regulatory region sequence-specific DNA binding; DNA-binding transcription activator activity, RNA polymerase II-specific.
AUGCAGGCCGCAUCCGAAAGGGUGACCCGGCCUCAUCGACGACGAGCCCUGGCAUGUCUGCAGUGCCGGAAAAAGAAACUCAAAUGCGACCAUGGCAACCCUUGCGGUAACUGCUCGCGGGCGAGGAACAAGACGUGCACCUAUGCCCCUACCACGACCGAGGACUCGACCACGCCAGAGCCCCGGCCAAGUCGGUCGUCCGUCGAUGAGAUCGAGACACGGCAUCUCUACAACUCGGCCUCCCGGGCGGAAGAAUCCAGGCGGCCCGAAACGCUUUUCACCAAGACUUGGGAUUCGCCAAGCUCGGUCCCCGGUGAGAGAUGGGCACCAUCCGCCGUGGCAAGUCUGUUGUUGCCAACAGAAGGCUCGCCAAACGACCUUGCCAUGAGUCAAGACAAAUCUCAAACGAUACCCAUUUCAACCUCAUUAGAUGGUUUGUCUGGUCCAUUACCUGAAGUCUUGACCUGGAUCGAUAAGGAAUAUGCCACCAAAGGCGAAAGUUUACAAGUCAGGCAAAACUGCAAACCCCUGAUCAAGCGGCUGAGGCAGCAGCGGUCAAUGGCCUGGACUCCAGGAGAUUAUGGCCGAUACCUUCCCUCGAGACAUUUGGCCGACGCACUCAUCGACUCAUAUUUGCGGACGUUUGAAAGUGUGCUCCGAGUUCUCCACAUUCCCUCCUUCAGACGUGACUACCAUCUGAUGUGGGACCAGACCUCUGCUGCAUCGCCUCACUUCAUUGUUCAAGUCCAGUUAUGUCUUGCCCUUGGUGCGAGCUUGUACGACGACACAUUCUCGCUUCGGGGGCAAGCACUCCAGUGGAUUCAGGAGGCAAUCACCUGGGUUCACUCGUCAGAAAAGUCGUGCCUCUCCAUUGCAGGCAUUCAAAACUUGUGUCUACUAGAGCUCGCCCGGAGGAAUAUGCUAGAAAUACACGGUGACCGCUCCUGGAUCAGAUCCGGAGUGCUGAUUCGAACUUCCAUGGUUAUUGGUCUGCAUCGGGACCCGGGUGCUCUCCCAGGAGUGCUUCCCGCACAAGCCGAGAUACGUCGUCGUCUGUGGGCAACCGUGCUUGAAUUGACGCUUAGCUCCUCAAUGGAUGCUGGCUGCCCUCCUCUCAUGUCGCUCGACGACUUUGAUUGCGCGCUGCCAAUGAACCUGAACGACGAGGCGCUUGAUCUCAGGUCUCAUACCGAGCUGGUGGCAUGUGAUGAUGAUAUGCGUACUGAUGCAUCGUUGCAAAUUGCCCUGGCUCGGACUCUGCCUGAUCGAUUGGCGAUAUCCAAAUUGAUCAAUAGCAUCAAAGCUGAAGCGCUGUAUCCGCAGAUCCUGAGUUCCAGUAUGAGUUUCAAGAACACCUGCCGUCUACUCAACGAUUCAUUACGUCGACUCGUCCCGCAGCCGACUGGCUUUCAACGUCUCUAUAGUGAGAUGACCAUGUGCCGGUACCUUUUCACGCUGCACAUACCCUACAUUGCCGUCUCAGCUCAGAAUCCAAUGUUUUUGCAAUCUAGAAAUAUUUGCAUCGAACCCGCAUUGAACUUUGCCCACUCGGCUCUAAAUUCACCGCUGCUGCAUGACGCAUUUCUAGAGUCGAUACGAUCGGCAACAGGCGCAGAUGCGCCUUGCGAGGACUUCUUUCGUCUUGCUCUAUGUGGCUUGGGACCUUAUAGAACUGUACUAUACCAGGCCGUCAUGAUAAUCGGAGGAGAACUAUCCAGGACCUCUGUGGACAGACCCGAAACUUCCUACUCGGAUUCGACAUUAACACGAAAUAUCCGAUCUCUGGAGUUGAGCUCGCUCCUGCGAGUUGGAGUGGAAUGGGCAAAACAGCGCAUAAUGGCUGGACAGGACAAUGUCAAGGACUACAUUAUUCUAAAGGCGGUCCUAGGAUGUGCCGAUGCCAAAAUUAAGGGUCUACCAAUCAGCGACGCAAUUGAAGCAAGUGGUCUAGAGGCAAGUCUUGAAGCAAAGGCCAUGCUCACACAGCUGGUCAAUACUGGCGACCUCGUUUCAGAGGAGCCUGAAAGUGUUCCAGACAGCGGCUCGGGCAGUCUCGAUGACUUUUGGACGGCCGACUUGAGCAGUUAUGAUGAUUUCUUCUUGCCUUUUGAGUAG